This is a messenger RNA of Laccaria bicolor S238N-H82, 312 nucleotides long. RefSeq lists its product as uncharacterized. NCBI's taxonomy places the organism in Eukaryota, Fungi, Basidiomycota, Agaricomycetes, Agaricales, Hydnangiaceae. The record is from RefSeq and is a predicted model, not a curated record. Bases 1 to 312 code for a protein of 103 amino acids. Gene Ontology annotation, molecular function: monooxygenase activity; oxidoreductase activity, acting on paired donors, with incorporation or reduction of molecular oxygen; iron ion binding. The transcript has 2 exons.
AUGGAAACUCUUCGCCUUUAUCCUCUGGUAUCCUAUUUCUCCAGAACGACACGCGAACUUGAAGACGUCAUUAUGCCUCUCUCAAAACCUUCAAGAGGUCUCAACGGAGAGGGCGUGCGCGAAAUUCAGGUCCCGAACAACACAAACAUCAUUAUAUCGAUAAUCGCUACCGAUCGGAACCCAGAAAUAUGGGGCUCCGACCAUUCGCUUCAAUGGAUCCCGGAGAGGUGGCUUGCUCCUCUUCCUUCGUCCGUAACGAACGCGCAAGGGGGUGCCGGCCCGGGAAUCCCGUACCGGGGUCUGGUUAGUUAG